GCAUUCGCUCUCUCAUAAUGCUGGACAACUUUAAUACACACAUGAAUGAACGCUUAUCGUAAAGAGUCAUUGGGUGCUCAUCAAUAUUUAAUAGUACUUCAAUCUUCCAUGAAAAAUUUGCCUUUGUUGUGUAGAGUUACUUACAAAAUCGUUUAAUGAACUCUUCACGUGACAAUAAAAAAGUGAACUUUGCUCUGAAGUCAGCAUUUUGGUCACAUACAUAAUGUCGCUCAAAUUCCAUUAUUUAAUCGACACAGAAUAAAAUUCACAAAAUAAAAUGGAACAAUGUUAAAACGUAGUUGGAAUAAGUUUAUAAUUUUUUCAAUUUCUUUUCCGACUCUUAUUGUAAUUAUACCAAGUUUACAGGGAUCUUGCACAAAUAUUGUUUUGAAUACGAUUAAUUCUUUUCUCAUCACAGAGUUUUUAAUCGUCGACAAUAAUUCUGAUGAAAUUCGACCCUGUGUUAUAUUCACCUUUAAUUUCCACAAUUUUACCAAACAUACGAGCAGUUGCUCCCAGUUGGCAUUCUUUCCACAGGACAUUUACGACUUUGAGAAGAUUGUCCCGUACAUUGAAUUAUUCCCUCAAAUUACUCACAAUUCUCAAGCAAUCGUCCUAAUUUGGAUUUCAUCCCGACAAGAAAAUGAAUUCUGGAAGGAAUUUUCUUCCCAGAAUUUCAAUACUUUCUCCGCUCCACUUGCAACAAUUUUCUACCAAAACCAUUCUCGUGACGUAAAAUGUUCCCUAUUUUGUCCCCUGUGCAUCAAUUAUAACGAAAAAAACACCACCUUGCUAAUCAGCAAGGAAUUUAAAGAUAAGCAAAUCCACGUCACCUCUUUGCCCAAUGUCACCUCAUUGACCUCCGUGGCGAACUAUAUCCACCCAAAAUUUAAAUCCGACCCUAACCUGCGUCAUGGUCACUUCCGUCCCGCGCACACGCCCGGAUUUGGACGCGGGUUGCAAUACUGGAUCACAGAGAAAAGUGAGAAAGCUUUUUUCCGUGGCUGGGACUCCGCCGUGAACGAAAUGUAUCUCUGCUAUGCCGCCACGCACUUCAACAUUUCUCUCUUUUCGAACGAUUCGUUCCAAGCGGUGGACGAUUUUUUCGCCCAUGAUCGAAAUCCCCAUCUAUUUCUCUGCGUUUCAAAUUGCCUCAUGCCCCUUGACCAAAAAUCGUCCCAAGUCGUCUACACGACUGUCGACUCGUUCACCUUGAAUUACUGCAAGGCUCGCACAUCCGUCUCGGAAACGAACCCUUCCGGAAUUCGUGGACUUUUGCGACCUUUCCGAAAGGAAGUUUGGAUCUGUCUGGUCUUUAUUGCGGGACUGGUGUCACUUUUAUGUCGAAAAGUUGACGCAGGAUUUAGCCUUUAUUGGGCUAUGCUAGGUCAACCUGUCGCCAUCGGGUCAAACAGCAAAAAAUGUCAACAAGCCUUACUUCAAUGUUCUAUUGGAUUGUCCAUCAUAAUAUUGCAGACGUUCUACCUCGCCCUGUACACGAGUGGGGUCAUCGUGCCCCCAGAAUUUGGACGGAUUUCGAACAUCAAGCAAUUGUUUCAAGAAGGUUUCAAACUAGGGCAGGAUUGGGCUUGGGCGAUCGACCCGUUCAUUUCAAGACAUGGAUUUAGCAAUGAAACACUGCCAACUUUUGACCUUGACCGAUGCAAUGACACGACCCAGGUCAAUUCCCAGUCGCAUCCUAAAUGUUUGGGGAAGUUUGUGGGAGAAUUGGCUCGAAUUACGACGAAGCGCUAUGUCCGCUGGGUGUAUCCAAAGGUGUACGAGAAGUAUCCGGUGGCGGGGUUGGCGUGCGAUAGUGUCGAGGAGGACUGGGGGAGUGUCCAGAAUUUUAUGGUGAUGCAGGGGCACUUGUCAGAUGCAGUGUAUGAUGCGGCAUUAAGACUACAAGCCGGUGGAUUUCAGAAUCAGUGGGACUCAAAUUAUUUCAUGGCCAGCUCUCGUGACACGGAAUAUUGGAUGGAAGCGUGGGAAGAGAAAGCACGAGCGGUGAAAGGACUUUCUCUUCAAAGUCGGGUGAUCCUGACGAUAUUUACAAUAUUUGGAUGGUUGAGUCUAAUUGAAAUUGGUAUCGUAAUCCUGGAAAUUUUUAGUAAUUUUAAACAAUAUAUCAUUUAAAAUAUUAAUUUUACAUGGUUAAAAUUCAAAGUUUAUUAAAAACGCAACUAUGAUUCAGCAUUUGCAUCUUUCAUAUCAAAUUGCAUUCAAGUGCGAAAUUGGAAUACAAAAUACCAUGAAAUUAUGAAAAUUAAAUUUAUUAACGUUAAAGAUAAUGUUGAGUUUCCGACGAUGUAAUUGUUAAAGGAGAUGAGUUAAAUGCCCAAUUAAAUAAACCGUCACAACGAAUGUAACCAAGGGGUGAAAGAAGUGUGUUAUCCGUAUUUCAAUUCAAAUUGAUGCAUGUAUGCAAUUUGACCUUUAAAUGACAUUUCAUGACCUUUUGAC
Molecule: messenger RNA, 2463 nt
Organism: Folsomia candida
Lineage: Eukaryota; Metazoa; Arthropoda; Collembola; Entomobryomorpha; Isotomidae
Exons: 2
Coding region: 286-2136 (616 amino acids)
Source: RefSeq, a predicted model, not a curated record